Melitaea cinxia (Glanville fritillary) is the source of this 381-nucleotide messenger RNA. RefSeq names its product cuticle protein 38-like. The transcript has 2 exons. Bases 1 to 381 code for a protein of 126 amino acids. The record is from RefSeq and is a predicted model, not a curated record. NCBI's taxonomy places the organism in Eukaryota, Metazoa, Arthropoda, Insecta, Lepidoptera, Nymphalidae.
AUGCAACAGCUGGGCAAAGGUGGGUACGACUUGGCCGCACCUGCACUAAGCUACGCCGCACCUGCACUAAGCUACGCUGCACCUGCAAUCAGCUACGCUGCACCUGCCGCUAAGAUCGUCUCCGUCAACAAAGUGGUGAAUACCCACAAAGUCGUCAACGUCCCUAAAGUGGUGAGCGUGCCCAAGCUGGUGUCGGUGCCGCAGGUGGUGACAGUGAACAAGGUGGUGGCCGCUCCCAGCCUCAGCGCCUACAGCGGAGGACUCGCCGGCUACGGGUACGGAUCCGGGCUGGGUUACGACGCCGGAUACGGUCACGGAGCGGGUUACGGAUACGGUGCCGCUUAUGGUUACGGAUCCGGUUACUCUGCCGGCUGGUGGUGA